Messenger RNA from Biomphalaria glabrata, 1134 nucleotides. RefSeq lists its product as uncharacterized. The record is from RefSeq and is a predicted model, not a curated record. The coding region runs from base 1 to 1134 and encodes 377 amino acids. The transcript has 2 exons. Lineage: Eukaryota; Metazoa; Mollusca; Gastropoda; Planorbidae.
AUGUCGCGUUUGAUUGUCGACAUCGAUAGCCACUGCUUUAGGGUCCCGUGUGAUUACAUAGGUAGAUCAGAAGUUCUGGAGAUCAAUUUGUCUUGUGCCCAUCGCGACUCGUCCAUAAAGGAUGACUUUCUGGAUACGUCCAUAAAGGAUGACUUUCAGGAUACGUCCAUAAAGGAUGACUUUCAGGAUACGUCCAUAAAGGAUGACUUUCAGGAUACGCCCAUAAAGGAUGACUUUCAGGAUACGCCCAUAAAGGAUGACUUUCAGGAUACGUCCAUAAAGGAUGACUUUCAGGAUACGUCCAUAAAGGAUGACUUUCAGGAUACGUCCAUAAAGGAUGACUUUCAGGAUACGUCCAUAAAGGAUGACUUUCAGGAUACGUCCAUAAAGGAUGACUUUCAGGAUACAUCAAUAAAGGAUGACUUUCAGGAUACAUCAAUAAAGGAUGACUUUCAGGAUACAUCAAUAAAGGAUGACUUUCAGGAUACGUCCAUAAAGGAUGACUUUCAGGAUACAUCAAUAAAGGAUGACUUUCAGGAUACGUCCAUAAAGGAUGACUUUCAGGAUACUUCCAUAAAGGAUGACUUUCAGGAUACAUCAAUAAAGGAUGACUUUCAGGAUACAUCAAUAAAGGAUGACUUUCAGGAUACAUCAAUAAAGGAUGACUUUCAGGAUACAUCAGUAAAGGAUGACUUUCAGGAUACAUCCAUAAAGGAUGACUUUCAGGAUACGUCCAUAAAGGAUGACUUUCAGGAUACAUCAAUAAAGGAUGACUUUCAGGAUACAUCAAUAAAGGAUGACUUUCAGGAUACAUCAAUAAAGGAUGACUUUCAGGAUACGUCCAUAAAGGAUGACUUUCAGGAUACAUCAAUAAAGGAUGACUUUCAGGAUACGUCCAUAAAGGAUGACUUUCAGGAUACUUCCAUAAAGGAUGACUUUCAGGAUACAUCAAUAAAGGAUGACUUUCAGGAUACGUCCAUAAAGGAUGACUUUCAGGAUACAUCAAUAAAGGAUGACUUUCAGGAUACGUCCAUAAAGGAUGACUUUCAGGAUACAUCAAUAAAGGAUGACUUUCAGGAUACGUCCAUAAAGGAUGACUUUCAGGAUACGUUCAUUCUCCUUCAGGGGACAUGA